GAACCCUAGCCGUGUCUCUCUGCUCACUCCCUCUGUUGCUCUGAGCUGCCGUGCCGAUCUCCUUCAAUGGCUUUUGUCAAGUCUCACAAGUCCAAGGCCUACUUCAAGAGGUUCCAAGUCAAGUACAAGAGAAGGCGAGAGGGGAAGACUGACUACCGGGCAAGAAUUAGGCUCAUCAAUCAAGACAAGAACAAAUACAACACACCCAAGUACCGCUUUGUUGUGAGAUUUACAAACAAAGAUAUUGUUGCCCAGAUCGUAUCUGCCAGCAUUGCUGGCGAUUUGGUCCUUGCAUCUGCCUAUGCUCAUGAGCUGCCACACUAUGGGCUUGAUUUUGGUCUCACAAACUAUGCUGCAGCUUACUGCACUGGACUUCUCUUGGCUCGUCGUGUCCUGAAGACUCUUGAGAUGGAUGCUGAGUAUGAAGGCAAUGUUGAGGCUACUGGUGAGGAUUACUCUGUUGAGCCAACUGAGAGCAGAAGACCAUUCCGUGCUCUUCUUGAUGUUGGCUUAAUUAGGACGACUACUGGAAACCGUGUGUUCGGUGCCCUGAAGGGAGCUUUGGAUGGUGGUUUGGAUAUUCCACACAGUGAAAAGAGGUUUGCUGGUUUCUCCAAGGACAGCAAGCAGCUUGAUGCUGAGGUCCAUCACAAGUAUAUCUAUGGUGGCCAUGUUGCCGCAUAUAUGAGGACUUUGAUGGAGGAUGAACCAGAAAAGUAUCAGACUCAUUUCAGUGAAUAUCUCAAGAAGGGAAUUGAAGCUGAUAACAUUGAAGAGGUUUACAAGAAAGUGCAUGCUGCCAUCAGGGCUGACCCUACAAUGAAGAAGUCUUCAAAGCCACAACCCUCGGAACAUAAGAGGUGGAAUCUCAAGAAGCUUACCUACGAGGAAAGGAAGAACAAAUUGAUUGAGAGAUUGAAUGCCUUCAACUCAGCUGCCCAUGCUGAUGAUGACGAUGAUGAGUGAUCAAAGAGUUGUCUCCUUAGCUUGUCUACCCUAAGCAUGCAAUGAGAUCGAGUUAUUAUAAAUUCACAUAGGACUCCUUUUAAAUUUUCUUCUCCAAAACAUGGAUUACUCUCUGGUCUUUUUCUUGUUUGGUGAUGGAAGCUAGAAAUCGACUAAAGUUUUGACGGCUAUUAAUUUAUCCAUUUUCUCAUCUUGUC
Molecule: messenger RNA, 1163 nt
Organism: Fragaria vesca subsp. vesca
Lineage: Eukaryota; Viridiplantae; Streptophyta; Magnoliopsida; Rosales; Rosaceae
Product: 60S ribosomal protein L5-like
Exons: 8
Coding region: 67-966 (299 amino acids)
Biological process (GO): translation; ribosomal large subunit assembly
Cellular component (GO): cytosolic large ribosomal subunit; ribosome
Molecular function (GO): 5S rRNA binding; structural constituent of ribosome
Source: RefSeq, a predicted model, not a curated record